Fusarium subglutinans is the source of this 1614-nucleotide messenger RNA. RefSeq names its product cocaine esterase. The coding region runs from base 1 to 1614 and encodes 537 amino acids. The transcript is spliced from 2 exons. The record is from RefSeq and is a predicted model, not a curated record. Lineage: Eukaryota; Fungi; Ascomycota; Sordariomycetes; Hypocreales; Nectriaceae.
AUGGUUUCCUACAAACUUCUUACAAUCGCUAUCUACACGGGAGCAACACUCGCCCUUCCACAAUCUAAAACCGCCAUCAACCCAACUGCUACCAUAGACAACGGCAUCAUAGUCGGGACUUCAACAUCCAUUCCUGAUUCCAAGACCAAAGUCAAUCAGUUCCUCGGUAUCCCCUUCGCCGAAAAGCCUAUCCGUUUCAGCCCCCCAAAGCCAGCCAAACCAUGGGAUACUCCCUACAAUGCCACCUCUUACAAGCCAGCUUGUUUUAUGAAGUUCAACUAUCCCGAAGAACGACGAAAUCAAACGAUUGAGAUAUUUGCUACACCUGGACCCCCAGCAGGGACCAGUGAAGACUGCUUGAAUUUGAACAUUUAUGCUCCUGCGGGUGCAAAAACCGGCUCGAAGCCUGUUGCGUUCUGGAUUCAUGGAGGAAGUUUCAGUCACGGGUCUGGAUCUCUGCCCUAUUAUGAAGGAUCCAAGAUGGCAGGCUAUGAAGACCUGGUUGUCGUUACUAUCAAUUACAGGACCAAUAUCUUUGGAUUUCCUGAAACCUACGACUUGCCCAAGGGACAAUGGAAUCUUGGCUUCCUUGACCAACGGCUAGCCCUUACCUGGGUCCAAGCCAAUAUUGCUGCUUUUGGAGGAGACCCCGAGAAAGUCACCAUCUUUGGUGAAAGUGCCGGUGCAGGAAGUAUUGAUGAUCUUCUCACAGCUCCACCAGACCCUCUCCCAUUCCGCGCAGCUAUUCUGCAGUCUGGCUCUGCUUCAACAAACGUCACUCCCACUGGCUCGUGGAAGAACGCAACCAAGCUAGCUGGUUGUGAUAAUGGCGACUUUGAUCAAGUCCUUGACUGCAUGCGCGAGAUCCCAGCUGACAAGCUCAAGGAUAUCAUCGAAAGGGGCAUGCUCGAUUUUGCGCCUCUCAGCGAUGACGGGGUCACGCUAUCAAACUAUCCCCGCGACAUCCGUCUCAAGUCUACAGACAACCCAAAGCUCAUGGCCCGAGUUCCUGUUAUGUUGGGCACAACAGCAGACGAGGCAAGAAUACCCCAGUUCAUGAACAUCUCGGUAAAGGAUGCUCUGAAAACCUUGGCCCCUGGCAUAAGUGACUUUCAAGUUUCGCUACUCAAGUUCCUCUACCCCAUUGGAUCUCCCGGAAUCAAUAACGAAUUCGAUCAGGUCACCAGAAUGGCCACUGAAAUCGGCAUGCAGUGCCCCAUUCGCUACGUGGCUGAAGAUUUUGCCGACGCAGAUAUCAAGACCUGGCGAUAUAUUUACAACGCGAGCUUUGCCAAUACUGAGAUCUUCAAUGGCAGUGGAGCAUACCAUUCUGCGGAAAUUCCAACUCUUUUUGGGACGUUUCCCGAGAAAGGUGUUACUGAGUUUCAAGGGAAGUUGAGCAGGGAGAUGCAGAAGGCUUGGGGCAAGUUCAUCAGAGAUCCCACUGAUGGCCCUGGGUGGGAACAAAUUCCUAAGCUUGGUAUCUUUGGAGGAGGUGUGAGCCCUGGCGGUAAAGAACCAGUCAAGGCAUUGGAUGUUAGAAAUGCAAACAUCAUUGAGCCGAGAUGUUUGUUAUUCAAGAGCAUAUGGGAGAAAGGUCAGACAAAAGAGUGA